AAUAACAACCCGUAAUAAAAACAAGUCACAAAACUUUUUCUGUCCGCGUGUACCCAGCUUCUAGUCAAAAACUCAAGUCAGAGAAUUGCUCUCUCAUUUUAUUCUUCUUCUUCUUCGGUAUGUCUGGCUGCUCAAGAAAACUAGACCGGGUAGUGUGUGCCUCCACUCUUAGGAAUUUGGGAACAAAAUUUUUAGAGGGUGUAUCCGUUAGUUUGUAAAUACUUAGGUAUCACUAGUAUGAAAAUAAGAUGGAAUUUCGUAUUUACAAAAUCUCUAAUGUUACCGAUUGGUGUAAAAGCGUUGCCAAUCGGUUGAGUUGCAAAGUUUAUGUGUUACAUACCUCGGUGACAAACGCUACUGUUAAUACGUGACUAUUGCUCUUAACUUUGUCACCCAUCGAUGAUAAAUAAAUCCGAAUUUACACAGUUACCAGUCCAUUCGAAAUUACGAUCUCACGGGUGUUACCAAAUCGGUAGUGCAAUCAUAUAUAAAGUAAGCAGUCUAGUUCCAGAUUAUAAAUUUGUCCCCAAAUUACUCAGAGUGUCAUGGCAAUUGUCCGUAUUCUGGAGUACAAAAGUGUACAAGUUACAGUCGUCGGGUAAGAGCAGCAGUAGCAGCAUCAUAGAUACUCGUUCACAACGCAAAUCGGCAAUCCAGCCAAACUUUGCCUUAAAAUAAAUGGAACUGGGCCCACAGUCGAGGACCAUUCCUCAAAUCGGGGCAGAGCGGAACGAACCAGCAGCAAAAGAGUAAGCGUUGGUCCUACCCGAGCUGAAAGAUUUCAUGCUUCUCCAGCCAACUUGCCAUCAUUUCACUCCUGGAGAACUGGAGGCUUGAAAAAUAUCAAAUCCGUUCCAGUACCAUCGUGGCAGCUUCGGGUGAAAGUGGUCUUCUCGACAAACUUCUGCACCACCGCUUUGAGAUAAAAGUGUCCCAUAAUAAAACCACGUUAUGGUUUCAAGUUUUUAAAGUGCGGUCCUAAACUGGCUCCAUUUUAACACAAGUUUAAUUAUUUACCUCCAUUCACGCCAUUCAUUGUGCACUUAAAAACGGAACGAAAUGAGUGAAUCGUGUUAUUCAUAGCGAAUUUGAGUACCCAAUUUUGCAAAAGUUUGCCCCGUAAGGAACCACUUUAUUUCACCAGUUGUACAAUCAUGGAAACUUCAUGGUGAUAAGGACACGUCGCCACGGAUGAGAUUACUAUGAGUCCGAUAAGUGCAGAAAUGAAGGGAAGUGCAUUAAAUGAAGUCCCACCUGCCACCUGCGACGGCACAGGUUCUCCUCCCACCCCGACGACGACGAAGGAACAGCAAGUAGCGACGAGUGAAAGCAGUACGGAAAUUGUGACCCCGGUGACCCCGACGGAGACAGAGAUGCAACUCCCGACAUCCUCGACGCCCUGUGAACCUACACUUAUUCCAAAGUAUGGGACGCUAAUUCCGAACAGAGUGUUUGUCGGGGGCAUUUCGACCCACACGACGGAGUCAGAGUUGGCCACGCUCUUCUCCAAGUAUGGAUCCGUGCGGGGAACGAAGAUUAUUCUCGACAGGGUUGGGAUCUCGAAGGGUUAUGGCUUCGUCACAUAUGAGACGGAGGAUGAGGCGAGGAGAUUAUUUACAGCGAUGAAUAAUAGGGAAUUACCCCCAAUUGUUCAUCGAGAUCGGAGAUUAAAUAUUGCACCCGCCGUUAAGAAACAGCCUGUACUCACCCGUCAGGGGUGUUCCUACUAUGGAACUUCCCCCUCAGGGUCUGCAUCUACCACACUUUCACCUCCCCCAACCCUGGUCGAGUCCCCCUUCUACUUUCCCACGGGGGGAACCACCCCAACCGGAACGGACUUUCUCUUUCAGGGCGCCUCCCACCACCACCCAGCACUGCCCGACGCUUCCUCCUUCAUCUACCCAGGCGCCCACAAUCCCUUCCCUUUCUUCGCUGCGGGGGGUGCGGGAGGAACGCCAACGACGCCAAACGGUCUCGGACUCGGGCAGGCUUUACCCGGUCCCAACGGCAGCAUUAUUUUCCUCCCAUUUGGACUUAAUCCGUAUCAGCAACAGCCGCAGUCUAUACAAGGUGACCCUUGGAACUCGACCUCUGUGACAUCUGCCCUUCCCACUUUCGCUCUGCCCCACUCAUCCCCCUCGCUCCCGCACUGGGCCCGUCUCCACCACCAGGCCAGCACCAUGGGGCCCCCACAACUGCCCCCCGUGCACCCCAGCAACACGAACCACCACCACUACUCGACCCAGCAGCACGCGACCUCCUCCUCCCACCACCACCACCACCACAACCAGCCCCACCACCACCCCUACUUGAGCGAACAGUCGGCCACCCCACAACACCCGGACCCACUCCUCUACUUCAGCAAUGCACUCAUCUCCACGCCACAUUAAGAUAAGCCCACCAGAUAAGCGACGUCUAUACGUACGUACAUACGAAUGUAGUUACCUACACACUAAUUUUAUUAUUCUUGCACAACACCACAUAAAACAUUCCACUUUCCAUAAAAUCUAAAUGGGUCGUAAAAACCGAUCGUAUUUUAAUUAAGUGCUUCGAUUUAGGUACAUCCACAUAGCGAUUAAUCUGUGCAGUAUUAAUGAUGUAUGUAUGUACAUACAUGACGGUGCUCUAUACAAAUCUCUGCAUAAAAUGGGAGAGAAAGUGCUAAUAAUUAUUAUUGUAUCGUAAUCAUUACUCAAAAUCGAAAUUGCCCCCAUUAAGGAUUCCCCUCCAUUAAACAGCAGCGUUGAUCUCAUGAAAGGUUUCCACUCACAUAAAUCCGCAAUCAAUUUCAUAUUCACGCCAUAAUUUUGUAAUAGCGGAGCGAACAAUCUCACCAAAAAUCGCUCGAAACGCCAGAGACUAAACUCUCAUCGUAAUUAAACAAUCCAAUUAAUUUUACAUCCCCAUAUUCUCAUCCUAUUUAGUGGCAUCAGGCUACCCGUAACCUACUUAAUUUAAAAAUACGUCACCAUAAAAAGGACGACGAUGGGGUACGUACGCAAUUUCGAACGUGGCGGCCAUAAUUCCCUGCCUUUAAUAACAUGCAGCUAACAAUCUCCGGACUAAAAGCCAAGCCGUAAAGUAUGAACAAUUCGGUUUCUCUGUGUCUGCAAUUACACUUUUGCACUCGAACCUCUGUAUCUCACUUUCCCGUUAUUUCAUUAAAUCCUUCGUACCACGGGAUCGCCUUUUUAUUGUGUGCUUUGCCUUUAUCCUGCCAAAUUGGUAACGAUGCAUACGCGAUAUUUCGCAGCAGACUUGACUCAAUGGUGUGGAUUGGAUUUGUGUGUCUGCUUCUACUGCGACGUGGUUACUUAACUGUAAUACUUACCUUAUCCGAAACACCAAAAAGCAAAUCUUAUGGGUGAAACGGAGCCAAAAUCUGUACGAACCAGGCAAGUUUUGGCCCUCAUGUUGCACUGGGUUGGAGAAGGAAGGAGAAGGAAGUAUGUAGUCGUGGAAUUAAGGAAGUUAUGGGAAGAGCUGGAUUUGGGAUGGAUGGGGAAAGCUUUUGGAUGGGGAAGGCUGGACGGGAGUAUUCUGGCUUUGGCAGGGAGCCAGUCUCACAGAAUAUUACUAUUUCUUCCGCCCUGCCAGAAAUAAAGGAAAUAAAAAAUACAGAGUAUUUUAUUUUGCUUUUUCAUUCCUGGAGAAGUCGACGACUUGCUGGAGGCAGGAGGGGAAUGUGUGUUUCUUUAAGCGGUGGACAAAAUAUGGGAUGUUUCUUCACAUGUAAUGGUCCUGCCUGGUGUGCUGCUCUUCACCAAGUGGGAGGAAUCACAUUAUACAUACAAAAUAUUUUAAAAGGGAUGCCAGAGAGGAAGGAAUUCCGGAAAUUUAUUUCCUUACUUUGAAUAUGAAGAGAGCUAGUUUGUCGUGGCGCGUAAAUUCGUCAAGUUUUGGCAGAAAGUUGGCCAAUCUGUGAAAAGUUAAUUGGUAGAGAUGUAAGUAAGUACAUGACGUCAUGAGGAUACGUAUCUUUUUUUAAUCUCCAUGAAAUGAAAAAAGGGAGAAGAUACUGCUGCUGAUUGGGAUCUAGGGAAUAGACUAAUUUAGUUUUUACGGUAUGAAAUACUGCUGGAUUAAAAAAAACUCGAUUUUUUCCGAGAUUAAUUAACAUACAUAAGAACUAUGGACGCGUAUGGUUAUAAAUUAAAAUGGGAAUCGUUCUGUAACGAUGACAAAGAUGAAAAGGUUGAACCUUGAGUGCCAAAAAAUAUAAAAUAUGUAUAAUGCACAUUUUUUUUCUCGUACAUAAAUAAACCUUGUAGGAUACGUAAUACAGAGUAAGACCAAGGAUAAAUUAAGUAAAAUGUCAUAAACUUUGGGUUAACUAAUUACCAAAAAUAGCGAUAUUUUAUUAUUAUUUUGUACAAUGUAGAUUUCUAAUUCUUUUACAAUAGUAAGACUCCAACACAUGUGAAUCUAUAGAAAUGAACAAAACCUCUAGAAAAUCGGUAUCUAUUUAGUAAUACACUUCUCUGAUUUUGUAAAUGAGCACCCCGUAUUUAUUAAAUCUUAAUUCUUCUCUAAAUCAAA
Folsomia candida is the source of this 4539-nucleotide messenger RNA. RefSeq names its product deleted in azoospermia-like. NCBI's taxonomy places the organism in Eukaryota, Metazoa, Arthropoda, Collembola, Entomobryomorpha, Isotomidae. The record is from RefSeq and is a predicted model, not a curated record. Gene Ontology annotation, molecular function: RNA binding. The coding region runs from base 1203 to 2390 and encodes 395 amino acids. The transcript is spliced from 5 exons.